Messenger RNA from Spirodela intermedia, 90 nucleotides. NCBI's taxonomy places the organism in Eukaryota, Viridiplantae, Streptophyta, Magnoliopsida, Alismatales, Araceae. The record is from the annotation of a GenBank genome assembly.
AUGGCUAACACAGUCAGAAAACUCUUUCUAGAUCACAAUAAUUCACCGUGUAUGUCCAUCAAAAAAAAUUCGGAAAAAUGGAAACCUUGA